This is a messenger RNA of Guillardia theta CCMP2712, 2013 nucleotides long. RefSeq lists its product as hypothetical. Bases 1 to 2013 code for a protein of 670 amino acids. Gene Ontology annotation, molecular function: calcium ion binding; voltage-gated sodium channel activity. Gene Ontology annotation, cellular component: voltage-gated sodium channel complex; plasma membrane. Gene Ontology annotation, biological process: monoatomic ion transport; transmembrane transport. The transcript is spliced from 13 exons. The record is from RefSeq and is a predicted model, not a curated record. NCBI's taxonomy places the organism in Eukaryota, Cryptophyceae, Pyrenomonadales, Geminigeraceae.
AUGGUUGACGAUGAGCCAGAUGAAAAGAUUUUCGUGAUAAAGACAGUCCCAGAAGGCCAGAAUUCAGGAAAGCCAACAGUUUUACUGGCAGGCACUCCACAGGAGAAGGAAAUAUGGGUCUCGGCGGUCCAGCAUGCAGCGAAGGUGUAUGUGAAGCAGAAGGCAAGAAAGGAAGAAACAGUCUUCACCAGGUUCCAGAGGAAAUCGAAGAAGCUUUACGAAAGUAGCCUCUCUCAGAUCUUCUUCUCCUCGGUCAUCAUGGCCUCGUUUGUCACCGCCAUCAUGUCAGCCCAACAACAAACGAAAUCGAGCUCUGCCAGUGCCGGUGUGCUCGGGACCCUCGAGAUUUGUUUCCUCUUGGUCUUCUGCUUGGAGCUGAUAUGGAACCUUUUGAGCAACUGGUUUUGGAACUUUGUGUCAGAUGGAUGGAACCUUUUAGAUUUCUUCGUGGUUGCUGUUUCCGUCAUGUCAGAGAUUGUCCAAGGGAUUCCCGGCCUGAACGCUCUUCGUCUCAUCCGAAUCUUCAAGAUGAUUCGAGUCUUCAGGAUGCUGUACUCCUUCCGCGUCCUCAUCAAUGCCUUGUCCUCCUCCGUCGUUCCAGUCCUCAACGCCUUCGCCAUCCUCCUGAUAGUUACUUCCAUCUUCGCCAUCAUAGCAACAAAACUGUUUGCUGUGAAGGAGGAAGACUUCUUCGGAGACUUCUUCAAAUCCAUGUUCACCCUCUUUCAAAUGGCAACAGGAGAUUCAUGGGCCUCGGCGGUUGUAAGGUCACUAUUUGAUGGGAAACCGACCGAAAACUUUCUGAUCGGGCUGUUUUUCGUUGUCUACAUGCUCAUUGUCAAUGUGGUUAUGAUGAACAUUGUUGUCGCUGUCCUGUUGGACGAGUUCAUCUCAACGGUCGAGCGGGAGAGACAGGAAAAGACUAGUCAGGAGGAGCAGAAAACUGCCGACGUCUCAAGGACCUUCCGUGACAAGGGCCCGUUGGAUCCGCUUGUUUUAAGUCUCAUGGACUUCGGCACACUGGAGGAGUUGUCUUCCAAGAUCUCCCAGCUCUAUCAGACCAUCGACCUCGAUGACUCUGGGUCUGUCGACCUUGCAGAGCUCAACGUGGGCUUAAAGAAACUGAGCCUUGAUCCUCCGGUUUCUCUCACAGAGGAGGAGUUCUUCUACCUCACAGACUCUAGAAAACUUCUCAACUCCGAUGGUGAGCUCGGCCUAGCUGGGUUCGAGCAAAUCAUCUUGAAGCAGAUGUCAAACUACGUCCACCGCAAGGUCUCAGUGGCCCUCAAGAGCGAGACGCACGAGUUCAAUCAGAACGUCAUGCUCCUGCUCAAGUCCCUCCUCUUCUCCGUCGACAAGAUCAACAACCCCCUCUUCAACGCCUCCAAGUCAGCUCGCAAGUCGAAGCAGGAGAUCGUCCGCAAGCUCUUCUACUCUACUCUCAUCCGCUCCUUCUCGCACUGGAAGGCAGCUGUGCCGUCGCUCGACGACCUGGAGGAGAACAAGAACCAAGGCUGCGACCUGAGGCUUUCAGCGGGGAUCGAGCGGAUAGAGGCUAAGGUCUCAGCCAUGGCAGUCAGGAUGGCGAAGGUCUCCACGAGGCUCGGGUCCUUGGAAAGGAAUCGCUCAGAGUCGAACCUCAACGAGGAGAUCUUGAAGACGAUGCAGGAGCAGAUCGCAUCCAUGGCGCACAUGAUGGAGCUGAUGUGCCAGCAGCAGUUCGGCUCCACCCCCUUGGAUCUCAAUGGCCAGCAGGACAGCUCAUCGCGUUCGCAGAAGCCGCUGCCAGCUGCCGGAGGCUCCAGGAUGGUGGAGGAAGUGAAUCAACGUCUAACCACAGGCUACAUCCUCGUCGACAAGUAUGAGCCCCGUGGCGCCUCAAGAGCAACUUUGCGCGACCCCAACAAGGCAACGUCAGCUGCCGACAUUCAGCUGAGAGAUCGGAGGGCGACUGACUCGACGCCCGGCCGAAGAUCUACAGCAAAUCAUCGAGAAAGGACGGAAGAUCUUUGA